Messenger RNA from Parnassius apollo (apollo), 1188 nucleotides. The record is from the annotation of a GenBank genome assembly. NCBI's taxonomy places the organism in Eukaryota, Metazoa, Arthropoda, Insecta, Lepidoptera, Papilionidae.
AUGUUUUCCCAAGAUGCUUUGUAUGGCUUCACCGAGUCUCUGAGUUGGCUCAGGAGCAUGAGUGACAAGUUAAAUGCGGAAGUAGUGGAACAAGUAAACAAUACCCAAGAACUAGUGAUGAAAAAUAAUUUUAUGAAGGAAUCUAAUGAGUAUUUACUAAAAAAGUGCUUGGAGGAAAGUAGAAUUUCAGACGUCGCUUCGUGGCGGUGGGUUCUAGAUGACCUUGCGAAACGCCUAGAAGAUUCAAUUGACGCUCUGAAACAUGAAAGUGACGCUCUCCGUGUUGUAGUGCAUAGAAUAGAUUAUGAAAUUAACGCAGCCACCAGCUACGUUGCAAAACCGGGAGCUUUAAGUCCAAUGAUCGAUCAUGUUGAAGAAGCAAUUAUGCAGGAACUGGCGUUCCUGCGUGAAGAAAAAAGAAAUUUCGAGAGAAUGAUUAUCCAAGUUAACAAACAGAUAGCAGGACUCGAGAAAACGAAGAAAAGAAUAGUAGACGAUGCAUUUAAUAAAUACCAGGCAAUGUCUGUUGAUGAAGCAUGCUGCCAUAAUGAUCAUAAGUUUGUUAAUAUCGAGAACAAUAAAACGAAAAAACCUAAAAAGGCCGCUAGAGUACAACUUUCAAUAACAGCUCAGGCGUAUGGAACAAGAGUUGAUUCUGCUCUUAGAAGACGGUUGCACUCUAACGUUAUAAAAUUGCAAGAUCUCGAUUGGCAAAGAGAAGAGGCCAUUCGGGAUUUUCAAUCUAUGGAAAAUGAACUCACCACAACAGAAAAAAGUGUUCUUGAUACGAUGGAUAGACAGAAGACGGUUCAGGAUAGGUUGGCUGAAAGAACACUACGACCUUUUGGAGAACAUACCUCUGAUGGUGUUAACCGUCAGCUGCGUAAUGAACUGGGCAAACUUAGACAAUUUAUCAAGGAGUUAAGGACUAACAUACAAAUUAUAAUAUCCUUACAAAAUCAUCUCAGAGGGGCUAUAGCGCAUAUAGACUGCAACGCCGAAGACAUAGCUCAAGUGGUAAAAAUAGACCAAGAAAGACUGCGUGCUCGGUUAGGGGAUGAAACAGGAACAAAUGUGAACGCAACGAACACCGCAUCUUUACCUCAGCCACGUCACGAUUCUUCUGAGAGACGAAUGGAAUAUCCUCUCGAUGCUAUUAAGGAAGAGGACGAAAACGAUUUAUUUUAA